Messenger RNA from Acanthochromis polyacanthus (spiny chromis), 1642 nucleotides. Its product is annotated as opioid growth factor receptor-like. Gene Ontology annotation, cellular component: membrane. The record is from RefSeq and is a predicted model, not a curated record. The transcript is spliced from 8 exons. Bases 66 to 1310 code for a protein of 414 amino acids. Gene Ontology annotation, molecular function: opioid growth factor receptor activity. Lineage: Eukaryota; Metazoa; Chordata; Actinopteri; Pomacentridae.
UGAAAUAGACUAACCAGAGCUGAGUGGUUCCUCUCGGACUGUGUGGGUAUCUCGGUGGAUGGACUAUGGUCUGGUCAGGCCCCAACCCGCUCUCUAUGUUGGAGUGCAUGUUGCGCAGAUUGACUACUUUAUGGCGCUUAGUCACUAUGAUAUUCUUCCCUUUGCUUCGACUUUUCGCCUUACCCUGGAGAAAGAAUGAAAGACCUGAAGUAAACGAAGAAAAGGAAGCCCCGACUUUUCCCGAAUCGGUGGUGGAGUUCGAGUGUGAGGGUCAACAUGAGGCUGCUUCAGGAAAAAGGGCCGCAAGCUUCGACUCGGAGCCUUUUCGCUACAAGCGGCUGAAGUAUGAGGAGGAAGACGAGGAGGAAGAGUUUGACAGCAAAGAGUACCGAGUUGAGCCCACGGAUGAGUUGUACUGUGGAUAUGAUUCAACCUGGGAGACCGAGCAGGACCAGGAAAGCUCAUUCAGGAACAGCAGGCGUCCAGCAGCCUCCAGAUAUUACAAGUUCAGCAGAUUUGAAAAUGCAGCAAGAGACAUGCAGAACUACAGACACAACUACCCUAACCAAACCAAGAUCCAACACUGGAAACAGCAAGCAUCUGACGACAAGCCUAAUCUGAACUUCUACAUUGGACAGACACGCACUUUACCGGACGGUGUGCACAUAAAGGAUUUCCACAAUGAGUGGCAUGGAGAAUAUGACACACUGGAGUAUGUGCACACCUACAUUCAAUGGUUGUUCCCGCUGCAAGAACCAGGGAUGAACUUUGAGGCCACUCCACUGACGAAGGAAGAAAUUAAUGAAUUUCUCAAAAGCAGCACGGCAAAGGAAAACCUGCUGAAGUCAUACAAGCUCAUGUUGGACUUCUAUGGCAUUGAGUUGUGUGAUGCGAAAACAGGAGAAGUCAAACGAGCCUGGAACUGGAGUGACAGAUUCCACAACCUGGACAGUCACACACACAACAACCUGCGCAUCACCCGCAUCCUCAAGUGCCUGGGAACUCUGGGAUACCGUCACUACCAGGCCCCUCUGGUUCGCUUCUUCCUGGAGGAGACUCUGGUCAAUGGAGAACUUCCACAUGUUAAAGACAGCGUCCUCAACUACUUCCUGUUUGCCGUCCUUGAUAAGAGGCAGCGCAGGAACCUCAUCAAGUUCGCCUUUUUGAACUAUGACUGUAAAGACGAGUUCGUGUGGUGCCCAAAGAAAAUUCAGAAGCUUUGGUCCAAGUCACCAAGGCAAAUGAGUGAUAAAAAAGAUGCUCCAUCUGUGGAGUUUCUGAGUGUCCGCAGUGAAGCCCAACAUGUGUAACGCCUGAUCAAAUGCUAAUGCAAGCCUGCCAAAUUAACACUGAUAUAAUUUAUCAGUGCAUGACAUUUGGUAUGGUUAUUUCUACACUAGUGUCUACUUUUCUCACAUAAGCACAAUUCCUUACACACCUUUGUUUACUGUCAUAUUCAGUGUCCUGCCUUUAAUUUUUGUUUCAUCCUUACUGUGUACAAAGAAAAAUGCAGAUGUACAGUGUUCUGAACUCAAUCGGUUUCACUUAAAGGGCUAAUUUUUGGUGUGGAUAUGUAUGACAUGAAGAACUGUAAGAACUGCUCAUCAACAACUUAUUAAACUUGAAAAUCUUUCCUGUUUUA